AUAUUCUAAAUCCCUUAUCUGUCUCUCAAAACUCAACUCUAGAUCCAAAAAUAAUCCAAUCUCCAUUUUCUUCUUUCUUUUGCACAAAAACAAACUUAGACCACAAACCCCAAAAACCCACAAAUACAAACAGGGUUUGUUUGAUCUAUACAUACAUACAUACAACACAUCAUAUCAUAGUUCUUGUAAAAAUAUUAGUCAUUAUCGAUCUCUUAGUUAUACUAUAUAGAUCCAUUUGUUAUUGAUUUUAUCAACUACCCUUUAUUUCUUUUUCAUUUAUACAACUAACCCAUAUCUUGAAAUUAUCAGUUUUGUGCUAAAAAAUUUAGUCUUUUUUUUUCUUGAUUUGGCCCAUUUUUUGCUAAAUAUUUAGUGGAUCUUGUGUCUUUCUGAUCUGUUAACUUUUGUGGGCCUUUUCUGUUUAACUUGUUUAAUGCUUUGCAGUAGUGAUGCAGUCUGAUCAAAGAAGAAAGGGAUCUGCGGAAGUCGAUUUUUUUACCGAAUAUGGUGAAGGAAGUAGGUAUAAGAUAGAGGAAGUAAUUGGUAAAGGAAGUUAUGGUGUUGUAUGCUCAGCAUAUGAUACACAUCUUGGUGAAAAAGUAGCAAUAAAAAAGAUUAAUGAUAUAUUUGAGCAUGUAUCCGAUGCUACACGAAUUCUCCGUGAGAUUAAACUUUUAAGGCUUCUUCGUCAUCCGGACAUUGUGGAAAUUAAGCACAUUUUGUUACCUCCAUCGAGGAGGGAGUUUAGAGAUAUAUAUGUGGUGUUUGAGCUUAUGGAAUCCGAUCUACAUCAGGUUAUUAAAGCAAAUGAUGAUUUAACACCAGAACAUUAUCAGUUUUUCCUUUAUCAACUUCUUCGAGGAUUGAAAUACAUUCAUACAGCAAACGUCUUCCACAGAGAUUUGAAACCCAAAAAUAUUUUGGCAAAUGCAGACUGCAAACUCAAGAUAUGUGACUUUGGUCUUGCAAGAGUUGCUUUUAAUGAUACACCUACUGCAAUUUUCUGGACGGAUUAUGUUGCAACAAGAUGGUACAGGGCUCCAGAAUUGUGUGGAUCAUUUUUCUCUAAGUACACACCUGCUAUAGACACAUGGAGUAUCGGUUGUAUCUUUGCAGAACUUCUAACCGGAAAACCCCUUUUUCCCGGGAAAAAUGUGGUGCAUCAGCUGGAUCUGAUGACUGAUCUUCUGGGGACGCCAUCACCUGAAGCAAUAGCAAGGAUAAGAAAUGAGAAAGCCAGGAGAUACUUAAGCAGCAUGAGGAAGAAAAAACCAAUUCCUUUUUCACAGAAGUUCCCAAAUGCAGAUCCUCUUGCACUACGUUUAUUAGAAAAAAUGCUUGCAUUUGAGCCCAAGGACCGUCCUAGUGCCGAGGAGGCUCUGUCAGAUCCUUAUUUCAAGAAUUUGGCUAAGGUUGAGAGGGAGCCAUCUGCUCAACCUGUAACCAAAAUGGAAUUUGAGUUUGAAAGAAGAAGAAUUACUAAAGAAGACGUACGUGAACUGAUUUAUAGAGAGAUUCUUGAAUACCAUCCCAAUAUGCUUAAAGAGUUCUUGGAUGGAGCUGAACCAACAGGCUUCAUGUAUCCAAGUGCUGUUGACCAAUUUAAGAAGCAGUUUGCUCAUCUUGAAGAACAUUAUGGCAAAGGUACAGCGGCUGCACCCCUUGAGAGGCAACAAUCGUCAUCAUUACCAAGGGCUUGUGUGUUAUAUCCAAAAGAUACUGCACAAGGUGCAGUAGAAGUUACAAAUGGACUUUCCAAAUGUUCAAUUAAAGAAGUUGGAAAGCAGUACAUGACUAACCCUAUGCCAAUGACCAGACUUCCUCUUCAAGUUCCCCAAAGCAUCCAAGGGGGAAGUGCUGCGAGGCCCGGUAAAGUAGUUGGUUCCGUGAUGCGUUACAACAACUCUGGACCAACGGCUGCACCUGCUGUAGGAUCAGGUGAUGCUUUUGAACAACGAAGGGCAAGUAGGAAUAAUCCAGUAGCUGCCCCAACCCAGUUCCCUCUUCCUGCUUCUUCUUACCCAAGGAGAAGCACCAACUCAGCCACCUGCAAAAACGACAAGGUAGAAACCACUAUCGAAGUUUCUGGUAACGGGCUACAAUCACGACCUCCUUAUGCUCCAAGAAAAGUCGCUGCUCAAGCUGGGCCGGGUAGUCAAUGGUAUUGACUAUUGACUCUUCUUUCGUGGGUAUUCUUUUGAAAGUUGUGUAGAGCCUUUGCCGUCUGGUAAAUUGACCAUACCACGCCCCUUGGCAAGAGUAAAUCGGCAAACUUAAUUGGUUAAACCGGAAGGGAUAUCUGUCGUAUUCAUUAGGGUUUUGGCCUGUUUAGAGACAAUAGAUGAUGUGGGAACUUUGGAGAUAUUAAAAGACACUAUUAAGCAGCUAACAGCAGAAUAAUGACCGCCUGAUUCACCUAGCUUACUCAAUGUUUAACAUGUAAAAAUAACUAUCCCGAUGAAGACUAUGUGUCAAUUGUAUCAUUAUAAUAUGUACUUGUUUAAAGAACGUGAAUAUGCUAUUUUGUUAGCUGCAUUCGUUUCA
This is a messenger RNA of Erigeron canadensis, 2544 nucleotides long. Its product is annotated as mitogen-activated protein kinase 15. Gene Ontology annotation, cellular component: cytoplasm; nucleus. Gene Ontology annotation, molecular function: ATP binding; MAP kinase activity. Gene Ontology annotation, biological process: protein phosphorylation; intracellular signal transduction. The record is from RefSeq and is a predicted model, not a curated record. The coding region runs from base 450 to 2168 and encodes 572 amino acids. The transcript is spliced from 10 exons. NCBI's taxonomy places the organism in Eukaryota, Viridiplantae, Streptophyta, Magnoliopsida, Asterales, Asteraceae.